AUGGGAGAAAAUGGAACCAAGCAAAAGGUGAAACGUAUAGAACAAUAUUCCCAUUGGAUACUGCUUAGUAUGUUUGAAUAUGCUCGAGUCCUGGAUAUAAUCGAUUGUCGCUUAGAUCGCAAGAAAAUUAUUGUAUAUCCUGUCAACAAGUGGAUGCGGAUAGGAAAGACGAUUGUCCGUAUGAUAAUAAUAAUAGCAUAUUGGGACGUUAUUCCAUCAGUAUACUUUGACUUGCAAACAACUCCAAGUAAUGUUCUUCGUUUAUUUUCGGUACAGCAAAUAAUUUCAGUGGCGGUUUUUAGCACUGCUCUGCUCAUAUUGAGAGCACGCAAUGAUGUCAAAUUAAUUGAAAUGAUUAAUCGAUUUAUACGAUUAAACAAAGGAAUAACUGAAAUAACAAAUAAAAAUAAAUUGUUUUGUACGCAGUUUCUGAUAUUAACUUGUCUGAAAGGUUGCAUUACUAUAUUGGGUUACAUCAAUGAACUGCCCACCCUUCUCAAUGUUGAAUCAUCGAAUUUAAACAAAUGGUUUAGUAUCGUCAUUGGAGUUUUUUUGUGGCUAAGUUCUAUGUUUGUAUUAGAUGCCUGUUUUAUAGGUUUUAUGAUAGUAGCACUUAUGUAUGGAGACUUGGGUAACUAUUUGCAAACAAUUAUAACUAAUAUGAAAAAUAUAGAACCUGGAAACAAGUUUGGCUCUUCUCUGACAACAUAUCAUCGCAUUAGGUUGGUGUGUGACUAUUCAGACAAGUUGGACAGUAUUUCUCAAAUGUAUAGCUGCAUAUACAAGGUCACCAAGGAAUUCGUAGAUAUUUUUCAAUGGCAUGUUCUGUAUUACAUAUAUUACAAUUUUAUGGUGAUUUUUCUGCUGCUAAAUCACUGUAUUUGGCAAUAUAUUCGUACUGGCUAUGUUGAUAUUAUUAAAAUAUUUAUGGUCGUAGUAAAAAUUUCAAACCUGGCUUUGAUCAUAAUGUGUGCCAAUCAUGUUGUGAACAAAUCGGAGAUACCCAAUCAACUUAAUCUUGAUGUCGUCUGUUCAGACAUUGACAUGCGAUGGGAUACCAGUGUGGAAAAAUUUCUCAGUCAACGCAAAGCAGAAAAUCUCGAAAUCAAAAUUUUGGGAUUCUUUACCAUGAAUAAUCAGUUUAUACUUUUAAUAUUAUCAGCAAUAAUUUCGUAUUUAUUCUUAAUUAUACAAUUCGGAAUGAGUGGUGGAUUAUAA
Molecule: messenger RNA, 1218 nt
Organism: Calliphora vicina (urban bluebottle blowfly)
Lineage: Eukaryota; Metazoa; Arthropoda; Insecta; Diptera; Calliphoridae
Gene: Gr93a
Product: Gustatory receptor 93a
Exons: 2
Coding region: 1-1218 (405 amino acids)
Biological process (GO): chemosensory behavior; sensory perception of taste; male courtship behavior
Cellular component (GO): membrane; axon; dendrite
Molecular function (GO): sweet taste receptor activity
Source: RefSeq, a predicted model, not a curated record